Marmota monax (woodchuck) is the source of this 2726-nucleotide messenger RNA. It is a transcript of the gene Dnal4, whose product is annotated as dynein axonemal light chain 4. Gene Ontology annotation, molecular function: dynein intermediate chain binding; dynein light intermediate chain binding. The record is from RefSeq and is a predicted model, not a curated record. Gene Ontology annotation, biological process: microtubule-based process. Lineage: Eukaryota; Metazoa; Chordata; Mammalia; Rodentia; Sciuridae. Gene Ontology annotation, cellular component: dynein complex. The transcript is spliced from 5 exons. The coding region runs from base 1499 to 1816 and encodes 105 amino acids.
GUUUGCUCCUUGACAACCCUGGCGGGGGUGCGCUGGCUGCGGCCCCGGCUCCGGCCCCCGCGGGAGCAGGCCUCACCAGGUGGAAGGGAGAAAAUGCGUGUAAAGGCACAAAGUGACCACACCCUGCCACCUGGGCCUGCACCUUGUGACCUUCCUCCUCCAACAUUAACGCGGUGGUUUGCACACAGUAGGAACUUGGGAAAUGUUGGUUUGCUGGGCUGAAUGUUUCGAAGUGUGAGUGCUAGUCUAUGAGGAAGGAUAUGGAAGGUUCCCAUCAGUGACGGAGCUGAUCCCUCUGGGAGGGAGAGGCCCCUCUUACUCCUGGUCCCAGCUGAGAGAACCAAGGCCGGGAGCAGUGGGCAGUUGUCUGACCUUCCUUCUGCAGAACUGAGAUGUGAAUCAGACCUGCCGUGGAGGCUGCUCUCGGAACCACCAUGACAAGCUGGUGGCCUGCGGUCUCUCAGAUGCAUUGUAGGCCUUAGAUCGUGGAAAGCUAUGAUUAAGGCUGUGAGUGACUGGGCUCCCCCACCCAUCGAGCCGGCAGAUACAUUUGGCCUAUUUCCCAGAGUCCACUCAUUUCCCCACCCCUCCCACGCACCCUGCCCCUCUUAUGUGUUCUCCAUAACGGCUUCAGAAGCAAAAUAAAAAAUGGUGACUGAGGUCAGUGCCACACAAGAACAGGCUUGGCGACAUGGGGGAGCCCUGCCUGUGCCUCUAGGCAAGGCCGUGAGAGGAACCUGGGAGGGGGAUGGUAAAGGGCACCUGGGAGAGCAAGGCUGUCCCUGGCUUUGUGUGUCACUUGGGGCCAGGUGGCAAGGGGCCAGGCUUCAGCACCUAGCACAUUCGAGUCCCCUGGCGUGGACACACUUACAUUAUUAAAAGGCUCUUUCCAGCCUGACAUGACUUCUCUCAGGCACGUGCUCAUUCACAGGGGAGAUUGAUAAGGUCAUUAGAAUGCCUAGUCCUGCUAUUUUGGGUAGCAUCCUUUCAGCAGGGUUCUCCAACCAUAGCUGAAUGACUGCAUCUGGACUAUAAUAAUACAGUGUCAUAAAAAAUCCUCGUGCCUUUCUGUACUUGAAAACACACCAUCUCCAACCACACAUUUUAACCCUGUAAGUCCCAUCCCUUGUACACAAUAGAAGUAUAUGUAGUAUAGCAAAGGCUAUUUACAGUAAUAAAUCACAGUCCUUAAUAAAGUUGAGCGAGACUUGGCCAAUAAUAAGGUGGUGGUCACAGAGAACAGGCCAAGAGCAGCGCAGAGACCUUGAACAUCUGUAAUCUCCUGCACACGAGGUGGACCUGCAUCAGCUUUCUGAACAUGAGAAGAUGGGAAUCAGUUUCCUGUUUCACGGAGCAGACCAAGGCCUAGCACCCCUUGGGGAAAGACAUUCUCUGCUCCCACCAAGUUGGCAGGGCGUGCUUCCUGAGUCUCCUGGGCGUCCUUAUUGCCAGUGCCGGCACCUUCUGAGAGCCCCACUCUCUCCUCCCGGGAAGGAUCAUGGGAGAAACAGAAGGGAAGAAGGAUGAGGCGGACUAUAAGCGCCUGCAGACCUUCCCUCUGGUCAGGCACUCGGACAUGCCAGAGGAGAUGCGAGUGGAAACCAUGGAGCUGUGUGUCACAGCCUGUGAGAAAUUCUCCAACAACAACGAGAGCGCCGCCAAGAUGAUCAAAGAGACCAUGGACAAGAAGUUCGGCUCCUCCUGGCACGUGGUGAUCGGCGAGGGCUUCGGGUUUGAGAUCACUCACGAGGUGAAGAACCUCCUCUACCUGUACUUCGGGGGCACGCUGGCCGUGUGUGUCUGGAAGUGCUCCUGACACUCUGUCCCCUGCAGGGCUUUGUCCUGCCCCUGCUCUGGGAUGGGGAGCAGCUCCAGGCAGGUCCUGGCUUUUCCAAGGAGUUUGGGGUCUUUUAUUUUUGUCCUUGUGUACCAGUGUCUUGAGCCACGCCAGUGUGAGAAUGAAUUCGCCACUCCCGGCUCUCAGCCCUCCCACUGGGUCCCAAGCUACCGGUGGGGCUGAGGCAGCCCUCUCCCUGUAGGGAGGGUGGGAGUGACAGGGUAGGGAGUGGGUUUCUCCUGAGGACACGCCAUCCUACCUUUCUCCAAGGGUGGCUGUCCCCUGGCAUCCCUGGAGCCCGCUGCCUUCCAUCCCUGUGCUGCUGGGAAAUGCCCACUGUCCUUGUCAUUAGUGGCUAUAUGAAAGUGGCCCCAAGAAGGAGCCUGUCCUCUCAAGGGACACGGGCAGCUUCUUGUCCUCUGGGGAAGUGGUGACCACCCCCCCUGAAGAAGCCCCUUCCCAGCUGGACCCCAGGUGCACAAGCCACCACAUCCCACUGGACCUGCUCUCCCGGCCCGGCCUUGGCUGAGGACCAAGCAGUCCUCCCAUCUCCCCUCCCCGCCCCAGGCUGCAUGACCCUUGUAUGCCGCCUCCACCAACCGCGCAGUCGCAGUCGAGAGCGGGGCCCUCGAGGUGUCACUGAGCCUCGGGUGAGACGCCUGGGCCAGGAGUGCUCUCACCGCAAGGCCGCUUCAGCAGGGAACCUGGCCUGCCGUGGCUUUCAUCAGGGACCGCAUGCCGAUUUGUACUUCGUAUCUCUGCUGGGUUUUCUAUAUUCUUUCUGAGUGUGGGGAGAAGGGUUUAGUAGAAGGGGACGAAUCAUAUUUUACACAGCGGUCUUAUUUAUAUGAAUGUUUUGGUUUUUACAAUUAAAAUGACCAAAAACUGA